Molecule: messenger RNA, 474 nt
Organism: Scomber japonicus (chub mackerel)
Lineage: Eukaryota; Metazoa; Chordata; Actinopteri; Scombriformes; Scombridae
Product: extended synaptotagmin-2-A-like
Exons: 3
Coding region: 37-465 (142 amino acids)
Source: RefSeq, a predicted model, not a curated record
GGAAGAGCGAAUGUGGCAGCAGGAUACUGAAAGAAAAUGAGAAACAACGCCCGCGCCAGGAUGGAAGGUUCGGCGGGACCGGGUCACAAGGCGAACGGGCCCAUUGAACCGCCCGCCAACGUCGUGAGUCCACCAAUGGCCCCGGAUGAGCUGGACGAUGAGCCUCAGUCGUCUUUGACGGAUGUUACCCAAAUGUGGAUUAAAUUUGCCAAGACUUUUGCCAUCAUCUUCCCUAUCUAUAUCUUGGGAUACUUUGAGUUCAGCUUCAGUUGGGUUCUUAUCGGACUCGCCAUGUUGUUCUAUUGGAGGAAGAACCACGGCCACAAGGACUACAGGAUAAACCGUGCCUUAGCGUUCCUGGACCAUGAGGAUAAAACUGCGAGGCAAAGCGUGCAGACUUCUGAGCUGCCUCCAUGGAUGUUAAAGCGACCGAAGCUGAAAUGGUUUACUCUGUCAUCAGGCUGACAUGGAAAC